Messenger RNA from Lemur catta (Ring-tailed lemur), 10527 nucleotides. RefSeq names its product protein phosphatase 1 regulatory subunit 12B (gene PPP1R12B). Gene Ontology annotation, cellular component: cytoplasm; Z disc; A band. Gene Ontology annotation, biological process: signal transduction. The transcript has 25 exons. The coding region runs from base 142 to 3264 and encodes 1040 amino acids. NCBI's taxonomy places the organism in Eukaryota, Metazoa, Chordata, Mammalia, Primates, Lemuridae. Gene Ontology annotation, molecular function: phosphatase regulator activity; enzyme inhibitor activity; protein kinase binding. The record is from RefSeq and is a predicted model, not a curated record.
GGGAGGAGUAAAGAUGGCGGCGCGGGGGUCUCUGCCGUCUGCUCCGGGCUGAAGCGCUCUGAGGGACGCGGUAGCGGUUAUCCUAGCCGCAGCAGAAAUCUAGUGCUUGUAGUUUCGGCAGCGCCGGCCGAGGCCGGAGCAAUGGCGGAGCUGGAGCACCUGGGAGGAAAGCGGGCAGAGUCGGCGCGAAUGCGGCGGGCGGAGCAGCUUCGGCGCUGGCGGGGCUCGUUGACAGAGCAGGAGCCCGCGGAGCGACGAGGCGCGGGGCUGACCAGGCGUGGGAGCCCCAGGGUCCGCUUCGAGGAUGGCGCUGUCUUCCUGGCCGCCUGCUCUAGCGGGGACACAGACGAGGUAAAAAAGCUUCUGGCAAGAGGUGCCGACAUAAACACGGUCAACGUGGACGGCUUGACAGCCCUUCACCAGGCCUGUAUUGAUGAAAAUUUGGACAUGGUAAAGUUUCUGGUGGAGAACAGAGCCAAUGUAAACCAGCAAGACAAUGAGGGCUGGACGCCCCUUCACGCAGCAGCUUCCUGUGGCUAUCUCAACAUAGCAGAGUAUUUCAUUAACCACGGAGCCAAUGUGGGUAUUGUCAAUAGUGAAGGUGAAGUCCCCUCUGACCUUGCAGAAGAGCCAGCCAUGAAGGAUCUGCUUCUGGAGCAAGUAAAGAAGCAAGGAGUCGAUCUGGAGCAGUCAAGGAAAGAAGAAGAGCAGCAGAUGUUGCAGGAUGCCCGCCAGUGGCUCAACAGCGGGAAAAUAGAGGAUGUGAGGCAGGCUCGCUCAGGGGCCACGGCCCUUCAUGUGGCUGCUGCCAAGGGCUACUCUGAAGUCCUCAGACUUUUAAUUCAGGCUGGCUAUGAACUCAAUGUUCAGGAUCACGAUGGCUGGACCCCCCUCCAUGCUGCGGCACACUGGGGAGUGAAAGAGGCUUGCUCGAUCCUGGCAGAGGCGCUCUGUGACAUGGAUCUCCGAAACAAACUGGGCCAGACACCAUUUGAUGUGGCUGAUGAGGGUCUUGUGGAGCACUUGGAGAUGCUUCAGAAGAAGCAGAAUGUGCUGCGAAGUGAAAAGGAGACACGGAAUAAACUCAUUGAGUCAGACCUGAACAGCAAAUUGCACAGUGGACUCUUUAAGAACAAAGAGAAGAUACUUUAUGAGGAGGAGACACCCAAGUCCCAAGAAAUAGAGGAAGAAAACAAAGAAUCCAGCAGCUCCAGCUCAGAGGAGGAAGAAGGUGAAGAUGAAGCUUCUGAGUCAGAAACUGAGAAGGAGGCAGAUAAAAAGCCAGAAGCCAUUGUCAACCAUUCCAACUCUGAAAAUAAGAGUCGUGUCACGGAGCAGAUACCACCACCAGCUCAGAAUACCUUCUCUGCCUCUUCUGCCAGGAGAUUCUCCUCCAGCCUUUUUAACAAGUCAGAAGAGCCCAAAGAUGAAUCUCCUUCUUCGUGGAGAUUGGGACUCAGAAAAACCGGCAGCCACAACAUGCUGAGUGAGGUGGCCAAUUCCAGGGAAGCUCUAAGGGACCGAGGCUCUUCCAUCUCCCGCUCCUCGUCAAGCCCUCGGAUUUCCGCUCUGCUGGACAACAAAGAUAAGGAGAGAGAAAACAGAAGCUAUUUUAGUUCACUAGCACCUCGGAGACUGAGCAGCACAAGCGACAUUGAAGAAAAGGAGAACAGAGAAUCAGCUGUUAAUCUAGUGAGGAGUGGCUCCUACACCCGGCAGCUGUGGAGGGAUGAAGCAAAGGGAAAUGAAACCCCACAGACCACUGCUCCUUCCACCUAUGUAUCAACCUACCUGAAAAGUGCUUCAUUUGGUAGAAGUAGUGACCCCACAAGUCCCUACAUUUCAGCCAAUCGCAAUUCAUCUCCUGCUACCUCACCCAUUACCAUUGGUUCAUCUACCUCUCAGGGCAGCCAGUGGCAACCUGCCUCUUCUUGCCCUGCACCAAUCAGUGCAAACACUACUGCAUCUGUACACCAUGGCAGGAUUCCUCCCAAAUCCCAGGCUGACUCGAUAGCAGAGAAAACAGCAGACAAUGUCUCUUCUAGCACUCCGCUCUGUGUGAUCACCAAUCGCCCGCCACCUAGCACUGCCAAUGGGGUCACAACUGCCACUGUGCUCUCCACUGCUGGAACAGACUCCUCUGUGGAAGCCAGGGAGAAGAGGAGGUCCUAUCUGACUCCCGUACGGGAUGAGGAAGCAGAGUCUUUACGGAAAGCACGCUCCAGACAGGCUCGGCAGACACGAAGGUCUACUCAAGGUGUUACCCUAACAGACCUUCAAGAAGCAGAAAGGACUUUCAGCCGGUCGAGGGCAGAGAGGCAAGCUCAAGAGCAGCCUACCGAGAAGCCGGUAGACACCGAAGGCCUCGAGGGGAGCGCUGAGAAGCAUGAGCCCCCAGCAGUCCCAGCAAAGGAAGCUGAGGAGGGCCGGCAGCCCUGGGGCGGGAGUGUGGAUGAAGAGCCUGUCUGUCGUCGCCUGAGGUGUCCAACUCAGCCAGACAAACCCAAAACACCAGUGUCUCCUUCUACAUCAAACCCCUCCCUCUACACCAGUUCCCAUCUGCUGCAGACAAGUAGAUUUUCAGCCCCUGAUUCCGAGAGUUCAAAGACUCCCACAAACACUACGACUACAAGGGAAAUGGACAAAAAUGAGAGUGAAGAAGCAGAUUUGGAUGAUCAGUCCUCUAACAGGCUGUCCAUCCGAGAGAGGAGGCGGCCCAAGGAACGGCGAAGAGGCACAGGCAUCAAUUUCUGGACAAAAGAUGAUGAUGAAACUGAUGUCUCCGAAGAGGUCAAAAAAGCAUGGCAUGAAAGACUUUCUAGGUUGGAAUCUGCAGGUAGUAACCCUACAACCAGUGAUUCUUACGGUGACCGGGCUUCAGCGAGAGCCCGUCGGGAGGCCCGGGAGGCCCGUCUAGCCACCCUGACCAGCCGUGUGGAAGAGGACAGCAACAGGGAUUAUAAAAAACUCUACGAGAGUGCCCUGACCGAAAACCAAAAACUGAAAACAAAACUUCAAGAGGCCCAACUAGAGCUAGCAGACAUAAAAGCCAAGCUUGAGAAGAUGGCCCAGCAGAAACAAGAGAAGACCUCUGACCGCUCGUCGAUGCUGGAGAUGGAGAAACGGGAGAGGCGAGCCUUGGAGCGGAAAAUGUCAGAAAUGGAGGAAGAGAUGAAGGUGUUAACAGAACUGAAAUCUGACAACCAGAGGCUGAAAGAUGAAAAUGGUGCCCUCAUCAGAGUCAUCAGCAAACUGUCUAAAUAGACUGGGCUCCGGCUCUAAGAGGGAGGGAAGGGACGUUUGCUGCCCCUGCCUCUCUUUUCCCGCCCUUGCCUUCCAACCAAAGAAGUGGAUGUUUUGGUGGAAGGACAUUUUUUUCUGACCCUCCUCAGUCACCUCUGCACUGUACAUUUUCUCUGCACUCUCAGUGCCCCGUCCCUCUCACGCCCCCACCCCGAGUUUUAUGACAGUUUUAAUUGAAGCAUGAUUGUGAUCAUUUGAGCCAUCUGGAGAAGGCUUUGGGGAGUACACCAGGCUCAGCCGUGGACCCCCCAGCUUCCUGCUGCUCAGCUGCUUUGUCCACAUUGGAUUUGGCUCAAACAUGUAAGGCUUCUACCCACACCCGUGCUCCUCAGCUUUUACACUGACCCCGUGUCCUCUGAUCCAGGUGAGUCUUGCGGUGGCCACGCUGGAUCCUGUCUGCAGUGCCCAGAGAAACAGCAGGAUGUGGCGUUAGUCAUCAGGCGGCCUCUGGAGCUGUGUUUCUAUUAGUGACAGUGACAGUGUGUCAGCGACUCUGCGUUGAGGUUCUCUAAUCUUCACCUCUCAGGAACUGACUUAUUUUUAUUUUUUUCUAUCAACAACCCAGUAAUAUCCCUGACUAGUCUUAAUCCCUAUUCCUCCCUGGUGUCCAGCCCUUUCUCCAAGACCCAGCUGGCCCUGGCUUCAUUGAUUCCUUUCCUGUCUUGUGUCCUCCUCCCUGCCUGACCCCUCACUCGGUGGCGGAACAGAGCACCUGGCCUCCCUCGUCGUUGGCCGUCGUGGAAAAUCAUUAUUCUGGAGACUAGAAAAUCGUCACUCUGGUGCCUUGGUGGCGGCACCACCAGCCCUUCCCUUGCUAAAGCCAGACCCGGGCGUAAGUGUCAGCCCAGGGUUCUCAUCUCCCACUUAUCUUCCCCCUGCUGAGUGAGUUUCGGGAUUAGAAAGUCUGGGCUCUGAAUACCCCGGUCUGCCUUGCUUCCCUUCGACCUUGUUUUCUUCUCUUCACUCUGGCACCUGCUCCUAAUGAGAAAUGAAGUCAGUCUAAGGAGGAAGGAGAGGUGUGAGGAUAGAUCGUUGGGGGACGGACUAGAGAGUGGUGCAGGCUAGAAAGACACAUGUGGAAGUGUAGUAUCUGAGGACACUUGCGACCUGGUGACAAAGAAGAUAGAAAACAGCAGCCCAUUGUGUUGCAGGAAUGGUGGUGAAUUUGAUUGUUUCUGGUGGUUAGAUUCAGGGGAGAGACAUUUGCUUUCAUAGAAGCUAACAGGAGAAAUGAUGCUUAACAGAGGUGUGAAGGAAGGAGGUACUUUCAACCCACUGAUGACAGUCAUGGAGUUGAGAGUGGUAAGGGCCAGAGGUCAUGUGGUCCGGCUUUCUAGUGUUGUGUCACAAGGAGCCCUGCUUACAGAGCUUUGACCCAGGAUUGGGCACCUCUGAGGGCUGUGCGUUUAUUACUGGAAAGUUGGGCAGCGCUGUAAGGAAAGGGUUUUUCCUAAUAGGUGCUGAAGUCAGCCUGUGGCUUCUGCUCGUGUCCAGAUCUCCCCUUUGCGGCUCUUCCACACGACAGCCCUUCAGACAGGGGCAUGGCUGGUGCCCCUCGCCUUCCUGCCCGAGCCGCCGUCCACCUUGGCCUUUCAGUGACUGCUCACACGCCUGCUUCUCCUGCCUGUCGCUUCUCCUCUAGACAAAAACAGCCUUUUAAAAUAUCAUGCCCAGCCCCGGACAGAAUGCGCUGUAAGUCCAGCACAAAAUCAAACCGUUAGUUCUUAAUGACCCCACAUUAAUACUCGUAGUAUUUUCUUUUUGUAGAAGUUUUAUUCCUUGGUUCAUUCUGAGCGUGCAGGUCAUUGAAAUCCUCAUUGUUUUAGGGUUGCCAGUGAUAUUCCGUGUUUAGAAUGGUCCAUUCUCUUAACAUAUACUGCCGCUGUCUGUGAGUUUCUGUCCUGAAAGUGACAGCCCAGGUCUUCACGGGCCUCUGGAACAUCCCAUGCUCCCAGUUCCAGAAUGGGACAUCUGUCUCCCGUGGCAAAACCUCAUUUUUUACAGUAUACAAAAUUCUCUCCUCCAUUUCCAACCAUUUGAGAAGCUCCUACUAUUUGGGGACUUUGUAUUAUCAUUGGGGUACUGUGUGCUCAGUUCUCAGGGAAUGCGAAAUGAGAGUAAGAAGUUUCGUCUCUUCUACCACAAGCAUUUGCUUCACUCCAGGGAGGGAACUCACCAGUGUUGACUGACUCUCCCGACGCGGUCUGGAUAUUGGGGAACAGGGAGUCACGCCUCCCUCUCGGGUAAAGAAAAUUGGAUCAUUAGGAAAACAUUACGUCUUGACCCUCCUCCAUUCGACAGCCCGGGUAGAGGGGUUCCAGAGAGUUCUGUCAAAUCUGCGUGUGCCUUUCCAAAGUGUGGGAGGCGGGGCGCCUCUGCUCCUCCUCGCGGCCCUUUCACGGCGAAACAGGACUUUUCUUGCCAGAAAGUCGUCAUUGUGACAGGAAAUGUGUAAGCUUUUCAAUCUCAGGAAUACUGGAUUCUAUGGCCAAGAGCUCAUGAAAGUAUAAACCAUCCUAGGUGAUUUCGGGUACUCUCUCUUAUGCAAUUAAUUUUAGUAGAUAAACUCCAAAUUGUGGUCUCGCCCCAGAGAUAAAAUACCAUUCCUUCGCAGCUGUAGUGGCCGGAGCCCCACGAGGCGGCGGUUACCGGUCAUCCGGCAGCCGGCAGCUCUGUCUGGCGCUGGCGUCAGCACGUCGCUCUCUCCUUGCCCUGAGUGGACAGUGACCGACCUUUGCCCUCCUCGGUGGCCACAGCCCCCGGCCCUCGCCUGCUGCUUGGGAUACUCAUGAGCGCCCGGGUGGCUGCAGCUGAGUGAGUCGUUGCAGGCCUGGCCCGCAGUGCGGGGCUCAGGUCUGUCCUUGUAGAGUCUUUACGUGGACCGUCAGCAGAGAGAGAGAGUGCUCUCAGUACAGCUUCACAGCCUCUGUUCUCAGUUUAUAGUUUUCAAAAACUGAACCACACUUUUGGGAGCAAUAAUACAGCUAUUCCAGAGAUUCUCUGGCUGAAGUUUGGCUGUUGGUCUUUCCGGGGCUGCUCAUGCUUUUCCAGAUAGCUCCAGCAUGCGAUGACCCCCAGCCCCACCCCAGUCUCUGCUGGGGGAGUUAUGCUAGUCUCAGGGUGUUGCCACCAAAGAAUCUAAGGAGCAGACAUGCCUUGGGUGUACUUGGUGCACUAGAUUCUCAUUGGAUGUUCCCUAGAGCCUCCCUGUCUUUCUAUCCGACUGCAGGAUGUACUUGCUUCUCCUCUGGCCUUUCCCUGCUUUCUAUCCUAGUUCCCACCGCAUGUGUAAGAAAACCUACGUGCAUUUAUUGCUAUCUGAGGCCAUUGGUGAGGUUUCAGAGCUCUGUGUUACAACACUUCACCCAUUCCUCCUGCCCCAAACUAAACGUGUGCUUGUUAGACCACUCAGGAAGCAAGGAGGCUAAAACCCCACUUAAUAGUCUCUGGAUCCCACAGCAGCGUGUGUGUGCACUACUGACCGGUUCUCCAGCACCAGGGCUUCAGUUGAACCAGAGAUGAAGGAGGAAGGAAUUCUCAGAGCCAUGUACUCUGUCAGGUCUCUGGAUUUCUGACCCUUUUGCAGCCUCUCCUAGCCAAGACAGACACUGUCUCCUCUCGGAGAAAGGCUGGUUUCAGCCCAGGCCACUGGUGCGGGAGAAGGCCCUGACAGUGUCGGCACUCGUCAUGAGGGGGGCACAAGUGAGCAGAAGUCUGGGGAAGAGAGAACGAGUUAAAGUGUCACCAAUUAGUCACCUUCCAGGCUGCUUUGUGCCUGGAAAAGGAAAGCCUAAAGGAUGCAGCAGCCAAGCCAAUAGGAGGGGGCAAGUCCCAGUCCCGCCCACCAGAUGAGCCACUGGUUCCACGGGAGCUCAGCAACGAGGUGACACUGCAGGAGCCCUGGUGUCCUUCCCUCGGAGGUCUCCUCAGGGGUCGUCAGACCCCAUUGUGUAUGCCGGUCUGCACUGAACUCUGAGCACACAGUUACCAAUCGGAGGUGGCGUAAUUGGCCUAAAUCUAGGUCCAAGUAUAACUGCAAGUCUUGGUCAAUGAUUUUUAAGGCAGGCUUUGACCCUCAAAAGACGUGCGUUCCUCUGACCCAGUAAGUAAGGCAGCUUUGAGGGCAGAAUAAGGCCGCGUGAAAAGAUAAGGCCCUGGGAGUGAGAACAUCUGGAUUCCAGGGUCGGCUCUUCUCCUGACUAGCCAUGUGACCCUGGGCAAGCCACCUUCCCUGUCUGUGGAAUGAGGUUGGACUGGAUAAUCCUUAAGGGCCCUGUGGCUUAAAAUUCUGUGAUUUCUUCAUUCUUAGGAAGAUCAGAACAUUUCUUUAAACUUGGAAUUUCUGCUUCAAACAUUCUAACUUCAGAAAUUCAAGAGCAAAAAUUCUUGUUUUCUUCUGGAUUUAAACUGUUUAACAUCAGCAUGUCGAGGUUGACUUCUCAUCCUUGUUGGAGAGCGAAUUUAAUAUUGAGGGUAAUUGAAUGGUGUUGCAAUUGCUUUCCCUCUUAACGGGUUAGUAAGAAUAUUAAAACCUGCAGAGGUGGAAAUUGGAGCUCAGGGGGAAAUGGAGAGAAAGCAAUUUGUUGUGAGCAGCCUUUGGACAAAUGGUUUUAGUAGGAAAUAGCUGCUGCUUCAUAGGUUUCUCCAGCCACCUUUCUUCAGCUUUCUCAUCGGCUCUUCACACCCAAACAGCAGACUAAUUGCAUUUCUGCUUAGCUCUACCCGGUUCAUAGUCUUCAACUCAGCAGUAUGAGAAUUUUCCUCAAUAAAAACCUCGAUCUUUAGUUCCGUUGAGCUCCUUCUCUAGAGUCUGGGCUAUUAGAAGUAGGAGGCCCCGGUGCUGUGCAGGAUGGUCUUUCCUUCCAAGCCGGUCUGCAGAGGAGACCAAAGCAGUGCGCGCUGACAGACCGGAGUCCAGCAGCCACAUGGCACCGACCAGCACUAGGCUCUCACAGGACCCCUGCAGGGCUUGUGUGAGGGUUGUGGAAGGAAGGGCUGAGGUCUGGAGGUAGAGGUGGCCGUGUGCUGUGGUGGAAGGAGGCAGAAGGUGGGGGGCUUUGGACGUAGAGCAGGGUGGAGGCUGCCAGCACUGGGCGGAGGGGAGUCUCGCAGAAGCACAGCUUUGGCACUCGGAGAUGAGUUCUGCCUCCAGCUGAGCUGAGAUUGUAAUCAGCUUCCUAAUGGGUAUUGACACUGCUCGGAGCAGUAGGCCCUAUCAGGGAUAGCCAUUGAUCUCUUGUGUUGUGAUGAGAUUGAAAAAUAGAUCAACUUCAUUGCAGUCCAGGAACUGUCAUUGUCACAGCUGGUGGGGAUGAGGUGGUCUCUGAGGGCUGAGAGAAAACAGAUAGGGGAUCUUGGCCGGCCAGCAGCUGCAUGGUGAAGAAGAUGCGUUCGCUUCUCCCUUGGGAGUGGUGGGGAAGGGUCAGUACUGAGCCUGCUGUGGCUUGCGGCCCAGGACCCCAGCAGCCCCUCCUGGAGGAGAACUGUGCAUAAGAGGUGGGCGUGUCUAAGGCCAACACUAGUCAUGAUAGUCUGGCCUUACCUAAAAAGGUUUAACAGUUCGGGGAUGACUCUUGCUACUAGCUUAUGCACAUUUGCCAGCCGGGAGCUUUCAAAAUGAGGUCUGGCAUAUUCUUGAUUAGAAAUGAGAACUCAGAAACCGAUUUUAUCCAGUGUAUUACUCUGUUAAAUCAUAUCUUCCGCUUUUCUCCCUCCCUUCUAAUCCCCCCAAAGGACCUCUCUGAGCCAUUCCCCAAUUCAUCCGCUUAUUGUCUGGGACUAUGAAUCUACCAGAAUGAUAUUUUCUGUUAUUUCUCUUCCAAAUUUUCCCCUAAUGUUUCCAAUACAGUUUCACUUGGGUGGCCUGAUAAGGUGACAUCAGGGUGCUCUUAUGUCCUUCCAAAAUAAACAUACCCUUUACCCUCCCUCUCCCUGUCAUCUCCCUCCACACUCAUUAUUCCUUGUUUUCUCACGUGGAAUUAAGGGUGCUUUAGAGAGGAGGUUUCCCCUGAUUCAGCUGAGAUUCCUGGCGGAGUUUUAGACACCACCACCCCCCCUUCAGUUUCAAAGCUCCCUGGAUGUGCUCAUGGCCCCGUGGAGAGGUGUGACUUAUAGGCCCGUAUGACUCCUCCAUGGCCCAGCCAAGGAAGCCAUGGGUAGCCAGGUCCGCUUUACUCCGGCUUGGUCCUGACAUGGUUUAUUGCAUCACGCAGAAGCUUGUCUUAGCGCAAACCUGAUGAGUGUCAGCGCAGCCCGUCCUGCCUUGCGGGAGAGGCGUGCUGGCUGUGGGGAGCCUCUUGGGGCCUCUGAUGUUCUCCCCACACCAGAGUUAGGGAUCAGAGUGCAGAUCCUGCACAAGGGACACGCUGGAGCCAGCGCUAGCUUGACUCUUACCUGAGUAUCUCUGCCCCACCUGUUCUCUCUCCCACUGGACUGCAACCUGGGACAGAUUCCAGCGUGUCCUCUGGUGAAGAGAGGCCAGGUAGAGAGAGGCUGGAGGGAAAAGGACACGGGGGCAGGCUGCAGGGGUAGGAGGAGGUUCAGGGGGGGAUGCAGCAAUCUCAGAUACCCCCUUUUCUAGCCAGCAUCUCUUGAACCCUGGGAAGGUUGGGCCUACCACCUGGCCGGCACCCCACGUGGGCCAUUGUUUCCCUGACGAGGAAAGGAACGUAGUUCACCCUCGCGUCCCUCUUCCUGGAGAAGGUACGGCCUGUGUUCAGUUGACUGUGUCAGACUCGGACUUUGACUUUAUGGUUUUUGUCCCUUCGUUCUUGCCUCCGCCCUGCCCGUGAUUUGACAGGGAUGGAAAGAGCUUACGAGGACCCACCUUGGUGUCUCCAAGCCUCUCCCAUUUUAGUGGCAGCAUUUUGUGUCUCUACUCCCGCCACCCUUCCCCCCUCCCCUGUUCCCCCCACAGUUAAAGCACCAGAUGUAACUUUCAGCCGAGUUGUGCGGAUUAACUUCAGUCCACUGUAAAUACCUGGGGCGGGUGGGGGUGUGGGGGGACGGGAAGCCAGACUCGCUUUGUGAACUGAAUGUAUUUUUUAUGCAAUUUUGAGUGGCCUUUCAACCCUAAGAUGAAUGAUUUUGUUUUACUGGUUGUUACUAUAUAGUAUUAAGUAUUCUGUGUUUGAAAGUUUGGGAAUAAUAAUAUCCACAUCUCUAUGAUGCCUGUAAACACAACGGUAUUUAUAAAUGAGUAAAUAAAACCGUGUUUUAACUUUG